AUGCAACGAAAUCCGCUGAACGGGAGGCCUGAACCCGAGGUUAUCGUCAAUUUUGUAGAUGGACUAUCGUUUAACAAGGGAAAGAUGGAGGCCGCCAUCUUUGGCGGUGAUCUCUUCCCCAGCAAGCCCCCCACGAAGGCACAGAAAGAUACAUUUAUUGCCAAAAAGGAGGACGUCGACCUCAUAGUUCGUGAACUCGAGAUACCUAGAGUGCAGGCCGAACGUGCAUUUGGGGAAAGUAAGGGAGACCUCGAGAGGGCGUUGAUUAACCUCAUAACACCUAGUGCUAAGACAACUAAAUAGUAAUCGAGUGUAUAUAAUAUAUGUCAAGGCAGUUAUUCUCCCUCCUUCGCCCCAUUUCCGCCUUUCUGCUUUUGCUUGUUAUCAACUAUGGAACGAAGUGACUUUAUCAGGUCCUCUGAUUGCUUCGGCCUCGCGGGUGUCUCUGAAAUUGGCAGUCUGCGCCUGCGACCCGUCAUAGUGAAGUUACUUAGGGGCCUCGUGUAAACGGGGCCACUCGUCCGCCUGGAAGGAUCUUGCUGACCUUCCUUAUGUGCAAUGUAUUCCACGGUACCUGGCUUGUACGGAUUCGGUCUCGACUUUUCCGCUCCAGCCCAGCUUCCUACAUUCAUUCUCAACCACGACUCGUCCAUUCGCUGGGGGUGUUCGCCAACCACUUCGGGUGGAGAGACUAAGUCUAGCGACAUCGGCUUGUAGUUUUGCUUGCCCGCUUCCAAGUCCUGCCGGGGUUCUUCCUCAGUACCGAAAUCCGUCAUUACGGCCCUUUCAUUGUCUUUUCUGACGCUGACCUGCUCCUCAGUAGUCCAACCGGCGAAAGACACAACCACUGAGAUACUAUCCGUCCCCUGCUGUUUGCCAUAGUGAAGCCUGCGCCCUGGUAGCGGCUCUCCCAUCACAGCGUCCUGCAACUCGUUGGAAUAGGCAUACUUCAAGCCAGCAGUCGCGUGAGGCAUCGGUCUGAUGAUAGUCGAAUUUUCGGAUUUACACAAAGCAGUGAAUUUGUCGCUGAGGAACCAAAUAUGUUGCCGACUUCCGCGCUUUGCCAACACAUGCAGCGGAAGGUUCUUUGCAUUUGUUAGAGUACCGUCGAAGUCUGUCUGCCGCUUCUUCUUCUCCGAUACAACAAACUCCUCGAAUUCGGGUAGUAAGCGUCGGACUUUGCGUAAGUAGCGUUCGAGCCUUCUCGGCUUCAUAGCGCCGGGAUCGGGAACGGGAGUGAGAUCCUCCAGGUCCUUCUCGACUUUCGAAGGAGGUAAUUCGAAAUGGUCAGAGUCUCUCAGCAAGUAUCGGUCUCUGUGAUAGGUGUUUAUGUUAACACGUGGAGCCCAUGUACUACCCUCGGCGGCGAUCUUGGGCAUAUUGGGUAGUUCUUCAAUUUUCCGCAGUGCCGUAACGUCAGUAUACACACUUGUCCAUUCCGUCUGCUGAUAUAGCGUGUCCAUCUUGUGGAUCAGAAGCUUGCCAUCGCGUCGACGAACAGCAAGGGGUCGUUUGACACCCCAGUCGCCUCGAGCUGCACUUCCAUCAUACGUAGCAUAGACUUGGCCUAUCUUUGGAUCAUAAGAGGCAAACUUUGAUCGGCGAAGGAGGACAGAGAAUGAGGACGGCGGGACUUUGGCGACC
Molecule: messenger RNA, 1644 nt
Organism: Fomitiporia mediterranea MF3/22
Lineage: Eukaryota; Fungi; Basidiomycota; Agaricomycetes; Hymenochaetales; Hymenochaetaceae
Exons: 3
Coding region: 1-303 (100 amino acids)
Source: RefSeq, a predicted model, not a curated record